GGCGGCGGCGGCGGCGGCAGGGACCCGGGGCCGGGAGAACAGGCGCCCUUCUGGGAGCUUCACCGCGGCCGCGAGGCGGGGGCACCGUCGCUCACCAGCUCAUGCCGAGCCCCCAAGCCCCGAAGAGGAGGUGGGACUGUUCUCCGCGGGACAGGGCAGGUGUCUUCACCAGACUGUAAGCUCCGGGAAGACAAGUCUGCAUCCUUCUUCCUCUCCUCACUUCCUGCCUUUCUGACCAUCGCAUCCCCAGCAUCUGCACAGUACCUGACCAUCACUAAUGCUCCAUAACUGUGUUGCGUGGAUAAAUGAAUGAAGCAGCUCUAUGAGCAGGCUCUCUGAGGACUGCUCAGCUGGCCAUCAAGUCUCGGGGCUCUGGGGUUCCCCUCCCCGGAACUGCCCCCAGAACCAUGGAGAGUCUGAGUGAGCUACAGAAUCCACUGCUGCCUCAGAACCCCGCGCACCUCCCUGGCUCCUACCCCUAUCCCGAGGCUUCUCCCCACUGGCCGUGCCAGGAGAAGAUCUACUCCUACCUCCUGGGCAGUGCUGGCCCUGCUCAUGCCCACCAGCUCCUGGACCCAGGGUCCCUGCAGCUGGCUGUGGAGGCCUGGUACAGGCCCAGCUGCCUCCUAGGGAGGGACAAGGUCAAGGAGCCCAGGGCAGGCAGCUGUGAGACCAGCUUCACAGAGAGCAGGGAGCCCCAGGCUGGGCCUACGGAGCAGUCCACAGAAGCUGGCCCAGCAGAAGAGGAUGUCACCAUCCAGACUGUGUCCUAUGGGGUUCAAGAGGAGUUGCAAGGCCAAGAGGAUGACCAGGAGGAGGAGGAGAGUGAUGCAACCUCGACAGAGAGUGAAAGUGAAGACAACUUCCUUACGCUGCCUCCCAGGGACCACUUGGGUCUCACUAUCUUCUCCAUGCUCUGCUGCUUCUGGCCACUGGGCAUUGCCGCCUUCUACUUUUCCCAGGGGACCAGCAAGGCCAUCUCUAAGGGGGACUUCCGCUUGGCCAGCACCACCUCCCGCCGGGCCCUCUUCCUGGCCACACUCUCCAUCGCUGUAGGAACUGGUCUUUAUGUGGCCGUGGUGGUGGCUCUGGCAGCUUACAUGUCCCAGAAUGGCCAUAGCUAGUGGCCAGGAAGGCCUGGCAUCCUGACCCCACUGCUCUGCCCGAGGAGGUAGGGGGCUCGGGGUUGCAGACUCUCUGGGAAGCCCUGGCCCCUGCAGACAACCGAUGAGGGUGUCUUGUCAGGAGGAGGCCUCCCAGGCUGCAGCCUGUGGGGCACAACCUUCAAUUCUUACCAAUUGCAACCAGCCCAGAGCAGGGCCAAGGGCACCCUCUCCAGGCCAGGCCAUGUUGGGAAGCAGGAGAGGGUAGGCUGCCCACCAGGCCCUUCAAGCAGACCCUGCCUCUGGCUGGGAGCUCACCCCAUUCUGCUCAUUCCCUAAAGGGUCUGCCCUACAGGCAGCCCACUACCUAACCUCUCCUCAGAGAAAGAACAGAUUACAGGGAAGGAAAGGGCUGCAUAGGGGGCAGAGGACCUGACCCAGCCCUUUCAGCCCAGAGGAGUCUCCACCAGGGGACCACCUGAACUUCCCCAACUCUUGGCUGGCCUCGGCCAGCCAAGAGGGAAAUACACAGAAACAUAGGGACCCUUUGGUCUUUCUGAUUCUGGAGGGGGCUCAUAUCUCCUGUGGGCUUGUAAGACAGUGUAGAUUCUAGGUAAAGAAGGGGUGUCUCAGGCAUGUAAACUUUGCACCAAGGGUAGGUUCUUGGAGCUUCUCUGUGCAGGGACGAAAGGUAGACGUGAUAGAGAGCCAGGAGAGCCCUGAAAUAUUGCUGGACCACACAGAGCUCCCCACUCUGCCCCUGUUCCCUGCCCCCAUCAUCUUUUCCUGGGCUCCUCCUGGGGGUCUCUGAGCUGGCACCAUCCCAAGUAGAUAGCGAGAGAGUGCCAUCAGCCCAGCAGCCACUAAGAGCAGGGCCCUCAGUCCAGCCCUGUGGGAAUGCAGCUCUCAUCCUGAGCAGUGAGUGUAGAUGAGGGGAGGGACGCAGGCCUGGCAUGGCAGCUGAGCAGCCCAGGAAGGCUUCCUAGAGGAGGUGAGCAAGAGUGAGGAGAAUGUAUCUAAGGGAUACUAAGGGAUAACUCUUAGUAUUCGUGGGUAGGGAUAUGGCAGAAACCUCCCAAGGAGGGGCAUUCCACGCUAUUUGGAUUAUGCCUACAGCAUGCAGGCUGGAGCCAAACUCAAAGGAGAAGAAGGUCAGGCCUUCCUCUGAAAGGCCAAUGAGGUUUCUGACCUCUGAUUCCUCGGAGGUCAGCAGUGGACUCCUGGUCAGCCCUGAAGCUUCUUCACUGGCACCCCUGCUCAGAGCUGCACUCAACAUCCUCAGCCACUAGGGAACAUCCAGGCAGGCAAGAGGGAAGCGCAUUGGGAGGGCAGGUUCAUUGGGGUUCAAGCUAUAGGAUUUCAUUGUGCACAAUCUGGGGAUCUGGUCAUUCCCAGGCCCCAUCCAGAGCUUGGAGCUAUGGAUCCACCAUCUUGUCCCACCAUCUCCCCAACCCUAGGAGUUACCCAGCCCUCCACUCCCUGCACCCCUUGGUCUCACAGGCCCAGGAUCAGCAGUUUUAAUGUCCCAUUAUUGUAUAUAUUUAUCCUUGUAAUAAACAUUUAUGUAACACCUGGUGCCCGCUGGGCCUCUUACUGUCCUUUGCCUGCCUCCACCUCAACUGUGUUCCAUUCUUUCCGCAAGGCUGACCUCCAUCCUCAAGCCCUCCUGGCCCCCAGGAGCCUUCUUGAGAGGACACGUCCACAUCCAGGUCUUAGGAGGAGGAGUAGCCACUCUGGCUUGGAGGACUUCUCUGCUUGGAGUAGCCUGGAUGCAGGGUGAUGGCAUCUAUUUGAUUCUGCAAGGCAAGGCAAGGUCCAUGCUGAAGAAAGAGCCCUUCUAGACUUGAGAGCCUUGGAGGUCAGGAGGAAGGAAUGUGAGCCAGGGUGACUGAGGCUUUACUGAGCUGCCUGGAGCACCAAGGAGCCCCAAUACCCUGAUGGCCUCUCUCGAGUCCCUCAUAUCUCCCUACUGGGGGCUGCUCACAGGUGGUGUGGGGAGGAAACCAUCUCUGCCUGCCUCAGACCCCAGCCUCAACAUGAAAUCCCCAAUAGCCUCUCGGUCCCGGGCCCCCAGGAGCCUGCCUGGGCUGGCAGAGGGACCAGCCCGGCCUCUAGGUCACUGCAUGGAGGGCCUUAACACACCCACACCCAUAUGUGCCUACUUGUAAGACAGAACUACGCACACACACACAUACUGCGUGGGCUGGGUACCACUCAGAGAGAUUAGUGCGGUACAUUAAGGCUGCUCUUGGGAUAACGUUUAAGGAAGGGAACAGAAGGCAGAGCUCAACAGCGGGGAGGCCAGGCUGUGAUGCAGGCCCAAAUGACAGUCUGGGCCAACCCAAGGUGGGGACUAGCACCAAGAUGCUCUUCAGAGUUAACCUAAGUGGGGACAAAGGGUCAGGCUUUUAUACCUGUUUAUCAAUCAGUCACUGGAUGUGGGCCACUCAGAAAAGGAGUGUGACGUCAGGCAAGGUGGCUUUCUUCAGAUGGGACAGUUUCCAAGGUAGGUUUGCCCAGAAGACUGUUUACUGACAGCACCUGCAACAACUGCAGGACUCAGCCCGUCGUUCCUGUGGGGGCCUGAGCAGCACAGCACAGCACCCACCGCGCAGCAGCAGAAGCGCAGACUCAGUGGUGCCACCUAGAUCCCCUCUGCAUUACCACCCCACACUGAAGGCUGCUUCCUGGGAACUCUGUGACCCUUGGCCCACAGGCAGUACAAGCCAAAAGUGCCUUCAACCACUGAUGGAUGGGAGCUGGUGGACAAAUACCCAGAUUCCCUGCCCCUCUGGAUGGGAGGACACUAGUCAUGUUUGACACACUCUCGGGGUUCCCCAGUGAGACAGCUUCAGUUGCCUGCAGUGGUGAUUUGCUUAAGAGCAUGUCUCUCACUGGCUGCCUUUCUCUCCCAAUUUUCUUUUUCACUUCCCCGCCAUGCUUCCUGGGAUCAGCUCCCAAUAAACCACCUACAAUGGAACCCUUGUCUCAGAGUCGGCUUCUGGGGGAACCCAA
Messenger RNA from Camelus dromedarius (Arabian camel), 4118 nucleotides. RefSeq names its product synapse differentiation inducing 1 like (gene SYNDIG1L). The record is from RefSeq and is a predicted model, not a curated record. Bases 408 to 1124 code for a protein of 238 amino acids. Lineage: Eukaryota; Metazoa; Chordata; Mammalia; Artiodactyla; Camelidae. Gene Ontology annotation, cellular component: membrane; intracellular membrane-bounded organelle. The transcript is spliced from 5 exons.